GUGAUGGGUGGGUGGAAAUGCACUGCCAGCAGCGGUGGUGGAGGCGGAUACAAUAGGGUCUUUUAAGGGACUCUUAGAUAGGUACAUGGAGCUCAGAAAAAUAGAGGGCUAUGUGAUAGGGUAAUUCUAGGCAGUUUCUAGAGUAGGUUACUGUACAUAGUCGACACAACAUUGUGGGCCAAAGGGCCUGUAAUGGGUAUACCAUCUCAGUUCGAAAGCUUCUUUCACACAGGUGAAUAACUGUAGCAGCAGUGGUUCUGCAUUUUCAAGAUUCUCUUUUUCUCUUUGCUUUCUCCAUUCUAGCUUUCCACACCACUAAGUGAUCACUGUUUUUAAUUACAAUUAUUGAAAUGGACAGCUAUUCCUGAUGUAUAACCUUUUAGCAACUUUUUUUUAUUUGUCAUCUUCCAUGAAAUCUUUCAUUCAGAACAAAGGAUUUAACAUCUGUUUGCUUAUCAAAUAGAUUUUUCAUGUAUGCUGCCCAGGACCAAGUCACGCUCCCUGUUCUCCAGGUGUGCUGACUUGUGUCAGUGCAGCCAGAAUUGAUACUGAGCACUGAGCCUGCAUCUUAGACAAUCCAUACAUCCAUUGGAAGUCAGCAUGGGCUUGGGCAGGCAUGUCAACUGAAGUGCUGAAGCUCUGAUUACAGCAGCUGGUUGGUGCCAGUGGUUAUAACUUCUGCAUAUGUAGGCAUCCAUUAGUCUCAUGAGACCAGGGCGCAGGCCUGGGCAAGGUUGUAUGGAAGACCAGCGGUUGCCCAUGCUGCAAGUCUCCCCUCUCCACGCCACCGAUGUCAUCUAAGGGAAGGGCAUUAGGACCCAUACAGCUUGGCACCAGUGUCGUCUCAAGGACACAGCAUGCUGCCUCAGCCAAGGCUCGAACUAGCGACCUUCAAAUCACGAGACGAACGCCUUAGCCGCUUGGCCAUGCGCCAACAUAACUUCUGCAUAAGCUGUACGGUUUUAGAGGAGUGGUGUGUGUCUUUGUGUAAUGAGCAUAAUGUCCUUCUUUUGUGUAUCUAGAGCUGCCUGGAUUUUACUAUGACCGAGAAAAGAACAGGUAUUUUAGGCUAUUACCUGGACAUAACAACUGUAACCCUCUUACUUGGGAGGCAAUUAACCAAAAGGAAAUGGAAGAAAAGCGACUGAAGAUGUUGGCAGAAGAUGCUAGUAAUACGGCACGUUCAUGAACUCAAGACCAGUAGAAUGAGAAGGAAUAAACUCAAGAUUCAAAAUUCAGAUUCUUCCGGCACAAGCAAUUUUGGAAUGAUUUUAGCAGACACCAAUUGUGAGCGGUUAUUUGUUGUAAAAAAUGAUGAAACUGGCUACAAAUAUGGAAUUGUGAAUCUGGAGGGAUGUAGGAAGGGAUCUGGCUUAAUUUCUGUGACCAUGUGUGAUAAUCUAUACACCACACUUCGCAAGGGUACCUCAGUUUGUUGGGCUUCUCUCUCUGGUCAUGAUUCACAUGUCUUGCUUUGUCUUAUGGGCCACGCAGAUACCCCAGCAAAUAUCAGCCUGCUUCCGACUUCAAUAUUUAGUAAUUCAAGCAUGGAGGAACAGCCAAGAAUGUUGUGCAACUUUAAGAGCUCAACUGUCUGGACCUGCAGCUGGUGCCUUAACCCACAAGCUGACAAGUGCUUCAGUACAGGUUUGUUGCAUUGCGUUUUUGUGACUGACGCUGUGACAGGACAAAAGCAGAUAUUCAGCACAAGCAGCGACGUUCUUGCUCAGCAAUUUGCUCACAGGGUCCCAGUAUUGUACAAUGGCUGUCGGUCUGGUGAGAUUUUCAGCAUAGACAUCAGACAACAAAGAAGGAAAGGACAAAGCUGGAAAUGUACUAAUUUCGUCCAUAACUCUGCUGUGACCUGCAUCCGACUCCUGCAAGAUGAAAACUAUCUCAUGGCUGCAGACAUGAUUGGGGAGAUUAAGCUUUGGGACUUGAGGACUGCAAGAUGUGUCAAGCAGUAUGAAGGCCAUUACAACAAGCACGCUCAGCUCCCCAUACACAUCAAUGAAGAAGUAGGGGUUCUUUUAGCUGUUGGCCAGGAUCACUAUACACGGAUCUGGAGUCUGAAGGAUGGUUGCCUCCUUCGAACUAUUCCAUCUCCUCACCCUGGUUCCAGUGACUCGAUUCCCAGUAUAGCCUUUUCUUCACAACUGGGUGGGAGCAGAGGGGUACCUGGACUGAUAAUGGCUGUCAAACAAGAUCUCUAUCACUAUACAUAUAACACCGAUCUCUAACUAGCUUGAAG
This is a messenger RNA of Mobula hypostoma (lesser devil ray), 2251 nucleotides long. Its product is annotated as DDB1- and CUL4-associated factor 4-like. Gene Ontology annotation, molecular function: protein binding. Lineage: Eukaryota; Metazoa; Chordata; Chondrichthyes; Myliobatiformes; Myliobatidae. The transcript has 10 exons. The coding region runs from base 1164 to 2240 and encodes 358 amino acids. Gene Ontology annotation, cellular component: Cul4-RING E3 ubiquitin ligase complex. The record is from RefSeq and is a predicted model, not a curated record.